This is a messenger RNA of Strongylus vulgaris, 336 nucleotides long. Lineage: Eukaryota; Metazoa; Nematoda; Chromadorea; Rhabditida; Strongylidae. The record is from the annotation of a GenBank genome assembly.
AUGCCUUAUUGUCAGCGCUCGUCGACCAUAGGGUGGACCCAUCUCGUAAGGACAUUGGCCGACCGCCCCAAGCUGCUCUGCAACGGCUUUUCCAUCACGCCUUUAACCGCGUUGCCACAGCUGCAUAUAGCCACUUUGCAGUGGGUGAUGAAAUCACUGGAUUGGAACGAGAGAGGUAAACGAGUUGAUGGGAGAUUCCUCUCGUACCUUCGUUUUGCGGACGACAUUGUUCUCUUCUCGAGGAAUAUCAUUGAAGCGGAGACGAUGUUGAAAGAACUAAACGAAGUAGGGAAUCAGAAAGAACUGCGAAUCAAUUGGAAGGAACUCACUUCAUGA